AUGCUUACUCCAUUUUUCACCAUCAACCAGGAUGACGAGUUUAUAUACAUUGACGUCAAAAUUUCGCAUGUCAGAUUCAGUGCACCAAAUAUUGAAAUGACUGUUGACUACGACUUAUUCAGAUUUUCACUCCCUCCAUACUAUUUACGAUUGAGAUUGCCAUACCCAUGCGUAGACGAUGAAAGAUCGCAUGCAGAAUAUGAUUCCAAAUCGGAAUGUGUAAAGAUUAGGAUACCAAAGGAGAAUAAGGGACAGUUUUUUCCUGACUUGGAUUUGACCUCAAAGUUACUUGCAAGAACCAAUGAGAAUAAGGUAGAUGAGCAAAAGCAAAAGAAACCUCUAAUUGAGGAAUUGGAUGUCAAUAAUGAGGUAUGCAACGAUCAAGCUGAAAAAGAUUUGCAAGAGGGCGAGGAUUUUGAUUGGGAGGUUAAACAAGAAGUUCCUGUUAAUCCGACAUUGGAUGCAGGUAGUACUAAGGAUCUUAAAAUUUCUGCAAAUGUCAAAUAUGGGUUUGAUAAUCAAUAUGAUGGAAUCGUUGGCGUAAGUGUAUCCAAUGGUAAUGAUAUCAACGGGCUAGGUGAUCCUGAAACAACUCCAGAAACUGAUCGUAUUAUUGAAAGACUAAUAAAGGAAAAUAUACAGUUUGACCCUGAGAUAUACGCAGCUGACUACAUUAUGGAGAAACAUCCCACCGCUGAUGAUGACAAGAAUUUUAAAGAGUUGAUCGAGUGGACGAAUCCCACGGUUCAAAAGUUUCUUAAGUGGUACAAAUCACAACAACAAUUAAAUGAAGAUGAACGGACUGUUAUAAUGCCAAUUGAUUUUUCCAAGGAAGAGCAAGAGAAAAUGAUGCAAUUACCGAGAAAGUCGUACUUGCUAGAUGAACAGUAUAAAAUUGAAGUUUUAGUUACUAUUGUUUGUCUUUUGUUUGCAUACUACUUUGACCUUCGGGAAAAUGAAGGAGAACACAAUGUUGAAAGUGCUUGGACAAUUGGCAAAAUAACACCUCAAUUUUCCUUUUUGGAUUCCAAACUAACAAUUAAUGGUUCAGACAAUUUGUUGAGAUCAGCAGUCAUAACAUGCAUUAGAAGAGCUUUGACUUACCCACUUCAUCGAAGCUUCGCUUUGUGUAAAAAAGUAUGGGGCGAUGUGUAUUACGUCCUACGAGGAGGGAAGAGACUUGUACUUCUGUCAUUAUUGGAUUUGAAAGAAUUGUUUCGAUUUCAUGACAUUUAUUACGUUUACGACAAGAUAUGGUUGGAGGAUUUGUGUGUAUACUUGAUCAGCGAUAGCGUCACCGAAGGUCAGUUGAGGAAACUUGCUCAUGACGUCAAGAAAACUACCGACACAGUUGGUAAGUCGGAUAUAACUUUUGAAAAAGCUGGUGAGGAGAAUGCAGACAUGUGUGAUGAUGGCGUAGAAGGACAAGAUGAAAUGGUGGCGCUUUCAUUGGACGAUAUUGAUAAAAUGGCGGAGGCUGUAUACGACAACAUGCAGUAA
This is a messenger RNA of Lodderomyces parapsilosis, 1500 nucleotides long. RefSeq names its product Hsp90 cochaperone. Gene Ontology annotation, cellular component: nucleoplasm; cytoplasm. The record is from RefSeq and is a predicted model, not a curated record. Lineage: Eukaryota; Fungi; Ascomycota; Pichiomycetes; Serinales; Debaryomycetaceae. The transcript has a single exon. Gene Ontology annotation, biological process: box H/ACA snoRNP assembly. The coding region runs from base 1 to 1500 and encodes 499 amino acids.